AUGGCCCGCCUCAUCCCGCUCACAAUCCUGGCAUCCGCCCUGCCCAAGGCCCUCGCCUGGGGCUCCAUGGGCCACGCCACUAUUGCCUACAUCGCCACCAACUUUGUCGCCCCUGAGACAAAGACCUACAUGCAGCAGCUCCUCGGCGACACCACGGAUGACUACCUCGCCAACGUCGCCAGCUGGGCCGACUCAUACCGCUACACCACCGAGGGCGCAUUCACAUCGCCCUUCCACUACAUCGACGCCCUUGACGACCCUCCCCACUCGUGCGGCAUCGACCUCGAGCGCGACUGCGGCCCCGCGGGGUGCAUCGUCUCGGCCCACGUAAACUACACACAGCGCCUUCUUCAGCCCGAGCUUGACCUCGAGCAGCGCCAGAUCGCUGCCAAGAUGGUGAUCCACUUCACGGGCGACAUUGGCCAGCCGCUGCACUGUGAGAACCUCGAGACCGGCGGCAACGGCAUCCCCGUCGAGUUCAACGGCACCGACACGAACCUGCACGCCGCGUGGGACACCAACAUCCCGCAGUCCAUCGCCGGCACGACCGGCAGCGUGCUCACCAUCGCCAAGAAGUGGGCGUCGAAGCUCAGCACGGCCAUCAACUCGGGCGAGUUCCGCACCGCGGCCAACUGCUGGGUCCAGGGCCUCAGUCUGGAGGACUCCGAGGCCACCGUGGUGUCGUGGGCGUCGGAGAGCAAUCAGUUUGUGUGCUCGGUCGUGCUGCCCGAGGGCCAGAAGGCGGUAGAGGGGCUGGACAUCAGCGGUGCGUACACGACGAAUGCGCAGCCGACUGUGAGCCUGCAGGUUGCGAAGCAGGGGUACAGACUGGCAAAAUGGCUGGAUGCCAUUGUUGCCAAGUUGGCCUAG
Messenger RNA from Colletotrichum spaethianum, 870 nucleotides. Its product is annotated as nuclease S1. Gene Ontology annotation, biological process: DNA catabolic process. The record is from RefSeq and is a predicted model, not a curated record. The coding region runs from base 1 to 870 and encodes 289 amino acids. NCBI's taxonomy places the organism in Eukaryota, Fungi, Ascomycota, Sordariomycetes, Glomerellales, Glomerellaceae. Gene Ontology annotation, molecular function: endonuclease activity; nucleic acid binding. The transcript has a single exon.